UUGUUGCGUAGGCGAGCUUUCUAGAGAGAGAAAAAGAGAAGAGCAUUAUGGGAAGCAGCUUUCUCUCUCCACCAGCUAAGCGUUCCUUAUCCGACCCGAACUCGUAUAUUCCAGAUGAAUCUUCCAAGCGCUCCAGGUCGUUCAAGCCUCCUCCGCCGCCCCUCACCAUGUCCCCCGGCCACGUGGCAUUUCGCCUCCUCUGCAAUGCCUCUCGAAUCGGUGGUGUAAUCGGCAAGUCCGGCGGCGUCAUCAAAAGCCUUCAGCAAUCCACCGGCGCCAAGAUCCGAGUAGAGGACGCCCCGCCCGAUUCGCCGGACCGGGUCAUCCUGGUCAUUGCUGCCGGUGCUCUCAGUGGAAAGAUUGUGUUAAGAAGCCACCCGGACGAGCAGAAUGGCAACGACGGCGGCGGCGAGGCCUUUGAGGUCUCGAACGCACAGGAAGCGCUGUUGAAGGUGUUCGAUAGGAUCCUCUAUGUGGCGGCGGAGACGGAAGGCAUUGAAUUUGGGGACAGGGUGGUGUCUUGCAGGCUGGUUGCAGAUGCAGCACAGGUUGGUUCUGUUAUUGGCAAGGGAGGGAAGGUGGUGAAGAAGAUCAGGAAGGACACUGGAUGUAAAAUUAGGGUUUUCACUGACAAUUUGCCGGCUUGUAUCUCCUCUUCCGACGAAAUGAUUGAGAUAGAAGGCAAUGUGUCAUCAGUAAAGAAGGCACUUGUUGCGGUCUCUCGCCGUCUUCAAGAUUGUCCUCCUGCUGAUAGAACAAAGAUGAUGGGAAGCAAACCUUAUGAAGUGGUUCAGCAUGAAGCUGUAGCUGCAGUUCCUCGUGAGACUUUAACUGCAGUUCAACAUGAGCCAUUAACUGCAGUUCCACACCAGACGCUAACUGAUCUGCGUGUAGAUCAUCUUCUGCAGAGGUGCUCUGCACUAUCCAAUUUAUCCAGUAGCUCUAACAGCUAUUCCACUGGAGCUCAUUCAUUGUCAGAAGAAGUUAAUAGAGUCUCAUCCCUGGAACCAAAAUCACUUCAUCAGGAAGUAACAUUUAGAAUUCUUUGUCCAAAUGAUAGAGUUGGAGGUGUUAUUGGAAAGGGUGGCAAUAUUGUUAAAGCUCUUCAGAGUGAGACAGGGGCUACUAUAAGUAUUGGUCCGGCAGUAGCUGAGUGUGAGGAUCGAUUAAUUACUAUUACUGCUUCAGAGAAUCCUGAGUCAAGAUAUUCCCCAGCACAGAAGGCUGUUGUGCUUGUUUACUCCAGGUCUGUUGAGGCUGGUAUUGAGAACGGGAUAGACUCUGGAUUAAAUAAGUGGUCACCUGUUGCUGCACGACUCUUAGUCCCAUCAAACCAAGUUGGUUGUUUGUUAGGAAAAGGUGGAAUAAUAGUGUCAGAAAUGCGAAAGGAAACAGGGGCUAGCAUAAGAAUAAUUGGGACUGAUCAGGUUCCAAAAUGUGCAUCAGAAAAUGAUCAAGUGGUACAGAUAUCAGGAGAGUUUUCAAAUGUGCAAGAUGCAUUGUAUAAUGCAACUGGUAGACUGCGACAUCAUCUUUUUGUCAGCACACAGAACAGUGCUGGAACAAGGAGCCUUUCCUCUGUACUAGCUGAUACCAGUCCAUAUGGCAGACUGAGGGAUGCCGUUUCUCUUGGAGCCCAACAAGCCGUCGGUGUUUCUCAUAGUCUCAGUAGACAUAGUUUUGCUCAAAGCAUUGAGCAUCGUGCUCUUUCUAGAAAUUUAGAUCUUCCUUCUUCACCAGGGUUAUGGACGUCACCGAAAGUGGCUGGGAUAAAUUCAAGAGGCAUUAAUGAUGGUAGUUGGGGAUUGUCAUCUCGAAAAGGCGGUCUAGAACUUGUCAGUGGAAGUAAAUCUGCUAUUGUGACAAAUACAACUGUAGAGAUUGUGGUUCCUUAUGAUACUUUUGACUCUGUAUAUGGAGAAAAUGGUAGCAAUCUGGCUCGUCUGAGACAGGUUUCAGGUGCCCAGGUAAUUGUCCGUGAACCUCGUCCUGGAACAAGUGACAGGACUAUUGUCAUAUCCGGUUCACCUGAUGAAACCCAAGCAGCGCAGAGCCUUCUCCAAGCAUUUAUUCUAAGUGGAUCAUGACAAUGUCCCCUCACCCAUGUCCCCAUUAUUUUCCCGUAGAUCUUUUUUAGUUUGUUAAACUGUAUUGUUUUCUGUUUUCCUUUUUGUCCCCACCUGAAAUCUUGUAACAUCGAGGCAUUGUAUUUUACCCAACCAGUCAUCUUGGCUUAAUUAAUUCCUCUUGGGCUGUCCACUGGACGUUAGCGUAGUGAUUUGAGGUCAAUCGCUUGAUUCUUUAGGGAGUGUUUGGUAUAGGUUUUCUAUUUAGAUACCUAGGAAACUUCAAGUGGUAUACCAUGUUUGGUACAAGAGUUCCACAAAUUUAACCAGCGAAAUUGUUUACCCAGGCAUGAUGAAUCGUUUGCAAAAAUUGAUGUAAAAUACUGUUCCAAAACACUAGAAGGAGGGUGAUAUUUCUGGUUUAGAUGGGAAAGGAAGAAAAGUUUAUUGGUCUUAUACCCGAUUGGUCCUCUUUUGCACAGGCUUUGGUCCUCUUUUGCACAGGCUUUGCAACGUCGAUUUGAACCUUCGGAGUUUGAUGACCCUGCCGCAUCUCUAUCUAAACUGAUGCAA
This is a messenger RNA of Gastrolobium bilobum, 2639 nucleotides long. RefSeq names its product KH domain-containing protein HEN4. Gene Ontology annotation, cellular component: cytoplasm; nucleus. The record is from RefSeq and is a predicted model, not a curated record. Gene Ontology annotation, biological process: regulation of gene expression. NCBI's taxonomy places the organism in Eukaryota, Viridiplantae, Streptophyta, Magnoliopsida, Fabales, Fabaceae. The transcript has 7 exons. Bases 48 to 2087 code for a protein of 679 amino acids. Gene Ontology annotation, molecular function: mRNA binding.